Candidula unifasciata is the source of this 2073-nucleotide messenger RNA. Lineage: Eukaryota; Metazoa; Mollusca; Gastropoda; Stylommatophora; Geomitridae. The record is from the annotation of a GenBank genome assembly.
AUGACAUUUGUGGCAUAUAUCGCAGUUUCAUAUCAAGUGCUACUAAUAAAACAAUCCACUGCCGACAUCAUCAUAGACGAUUCAUUAGGAUAUGGUCGUGAUUUUGACGGCAUAGGAGGACUAAGCGGAGGAGGAGCAACAUCAAAACUGCUUGUGAAUUACCCUCAAGAGCAGCGUGACCAAAUACUGGAUUUUUUAUUUAAGCCAAAUUUUGGAGCUUCACUUCAAAUAUUGAAGGUUGAAAUUGGUGGAGAUGCUCAAAGUACAGAUGGAACCGAGGCAUCACAUAUGCACAAUAGCUGGGAAGAAAACUAUGCAAGAGGUUAUGAGUGGUGGUUAAUGGUUGAAGCAAAAAAGAGAAACCCAAAUAUCAAACUGUAUGCUCUACCAUGGGGCUUCCCAGGUUGGAUUGGUCAAGGAACAAGAUCUCCUUAUGCAAAUCCUGGUGUCCUAGCUGAUUACAUUGUGAGGUGGAUUAAUGGCGCUAGAGUUCAUUACAAUCUGACAAUUGAUUACAUAGGGAUCUGGAAUGAGAAGCAGUACGACAUAACAUACAUUAAGUCUUUGAGGAGUGUUCUGGACCAGAGAGGUUUUCAGGAUGUUUUGAUUAUAGCAGCAGACGAGAAGUGGGAAAUUUCUGCAGAUAUCAAGAAAGACACAGACUUGGCAAAGAUAGUCCAUGCUGUUGGGUGUCACUAUCCUGGUACGUUGUCUUCAAAUGAUGCAGUCAGCACAGGAAAGAAACUCUGGGCCUCUGAAGAUUACAGCACAUUUAAUGAUGAAAUUGGAGCUGGCUGUUGGGCUCGGAUUCUGAACCAAAACUAUGUGAAUGGCCUUAUGACAUCUACCAUAUCGUGGAAUCUAAUUGCCAGCUAUUAUGAAGAUCUUCCCUACUACAGGGAUGGCUUGAUGACUGCGGUUCAACCCUGGAGUGGAAAUUAUGUUGUUCAGAGUCCUAUAUGGGUUACAGCUCAUACAACCCAGUUCACUUCAAUUGGCUGGAAAUAUCUCACCCACGGCAACGGUGUGGGCAAGUUACCAAAAGGUGGAUCAUAUGUUGCCUUAGUCAGCCCUGCAGGAAGUGACCUUACAGUUGUCAUAGAGACAAUGACACAUGACCAUUCUAUUUGCAUUAGGCCAGCACUGCCUAAAUAUACGGUUAAAGCUCAGAAUGUAACCAUCACACUCAAAAACCAUUUUGUGAACAUUACUCAUAUGAAUGUUUGGUUCAGCAAACUAAGUUUCAAUGGAACUCCAAGCACAGUGUUUAUCAAGCAGAAUCCACUAGUGUUUGUAAGUGGGCAAGCGAAUUUGAGCUUAGGAUUGGAUGAAAUGAUAACCCUGACCACUUUGUCUGAAGGAGUGAAAGGAUCAUAUCCUCCACCUCCCUCUUCCAAACCAUUUCCUCUUCCUUACAAGGAUAACUUUGAAGGAUAUUCAUUGUCUGAAGAACCAUUCAUGCUGGCACCACAGAUCGGUACUUUAGAAGUCGUUAAGUCUCAAAACACAUCACAUGGCCAGGUUGUCCGUCAGAUGGUUCUACAUGCUCCUCUAAAAUGGUGUCCUAUCACCCUUAGUUUUCCUUAUGCUGUUAUUGGUGAUCACAAUUGGAGAAAUUUGUUCAUAGAAAUUGACUUUGAAAUUCCGGAUGUGAAUGCUACAGAUGGUGUAUUUGUUGCUGCUAGAGUUAAUGAGGGAGGCUGCGAAGCAUUUAUAGCCCAUGGAAUUUACUUUUUUGCAUUUCCGGAUGCCCGUUACAUUGUUGCCAAUGAUUUAGCGAGAACUAAAGUGCUUAGCCAAGGAUCUCUACCUUAUGGUAAAGGAUGGCAUACACUUUCACUGCUUGUUCAGGAACAAAAAGCUGUUGGCGCUUAUGACAAAAAAGGCCUCUUCAGUAUUGAUAUACCCACUAUUCCACAGAGUGGAUUUGGUGCAGUUGGAACAGAUAAUUUUGGCCUAGCUGAUUUUGACAAUUUGUACAUUGCUACGCAUGAAGAGGGACGAGCUAAGAUGAAAAAUUAUUUUAGACACCAUGUGUCUCAAUCACUUUAUUUUAUCCAUGAGCAGAAUUAG